CGUAAAAUGUUACAAGCGGUACUGAUUUUCGUGGGCGUAAGCAACUUGCCACCUGACAUAAAUUGAGUCGACACUUUUUCAUAUUUUGUAAAAAAUGGAUCUAAGUGGCAAGUUGAUCAUUAAAGCUCAGCUUGGUGAAGAUAUAAGAAGGAUUCCCAUACAUAAUGAAGACAUAACUUAUGAUGAACUAAUGUUGAUGAUGCAGAGAGUUUACAGGGGAAAACUGAAAAAUAGUGAUGAUAUCACUAUAAAAUAUAAAGACGAAGAUAAUGAUCUGAUUACAAUCUUUGAUGAUUCAGAUUUAUCAUUUGCUAUACAGUGCAGCAGAAUACUUAAAAUUACAUUGUUUGUAAAUGGAUUGCCGCAGCCCUUGGAGAGCAACCAGAUAAAACACCUGAAAACUGAAUUACGGCACAUUAGAGACCGUGUUGUACAGAUCAUAGAUACAUUAGAACCUCAGUCUGAUAUCACUAGCUCUGUAGAUACAGUUUCUAAAGAAGAACCGAUGGUUACAGAGAGUACUCGGCAAGUCACACAGCCAACACAGGCAAGGCCCACCAACUCUGCCCAGGGCAAAGAAUUUGACCCCCUGUCAUCACAGAAAGUUACAGAAGAUAAAGUUAUGUCAUCAUUUGGAAUAAGUUCUCAAACAGAAAGGCCAGGUACUCCUGAUAGCAUCAAUUCUGUUGGCUCCGCUUCUAGCACCAACCAAAGACAACAGCAGUCCACACCCUCAACACCACAACACAUGCCACCUCCCCAACAGCCUUUGGCACAACCACCAUCACAACAGCCCGCCCAAGGCUUCCAACCUGUUCAACCACAACAACAAACACAACAACAUCCAGGACAACCUGGCUUCCCACAACAACAACAGCAAAUGUAUUCUGGACAACAAGAUCAAAGACAACAAAUACCUGGACAGCAACAACAGGGAUAUGGAGUACCAGGACAGCCUCCAACUUCACAACCACAAAGAUUCCCCAGCCCUCAACAGCCCCAAGCACAACCACCUAUGUCAGUUCCUGGUCAGCCAGGUUUCCAAGGACAACCUCAACAGAAUCCACAACAACCCAAUCAGACACAACAGCAACAACAACAGUAUGGGUAUUAUGGACAACCGAAUCCACAACAGCAACAACAGACUCCACAGAUAUCACAGGCUCCCUGGAAUCAGCAACAACCACAGAAUGUGUACCAAGGUUAUGCUGGACAACCACAAGCCCAGCCUGGUGCCAUGCCAGGUGGAUCACCGUCUGGUACCCCAGGGACAGGUAGUCCAAACCCAUACUCUAGAGGGCCAGGUUCUGGAUAUGGAGGAGGAUAUCCCAAGCCAUCACAGGGCUACCCAACUACACCACAAGGAUAUAAAUGAAAUUGAUGUUGUUAGGAAUUUUCAAAUUGACCAAAAAUAUUUAUCUGUUAUUGAUCAUUCAUGGACAACUGGUUGUGGUAAAGUUGCUGAUUUAGCAGAAAAGAUGAUGUUGAUGUUUAUUAGCCUGAGGCUGUGCCUAUCUUCCAUCAACCAGUCAAUUCCCUUUUUCUUUUCUAUACUGUCUAUAUACACACAGCAUUUGUUCAUUUAUUUCAUAUCAUUAUAUGAGACCGCAAAACUGGACAAUUGACAGACUUCAUUAUAGCAAUAUUAAAAGAGAGCACUUUUUCUUAUUUACUUAUGCUUAUUUAUAAUGAGCCAUUUUUUAUCUAUCAUAUAGACUGAUAUAAAUGUAUUCUAAUUUAAAAAACAAAUAGCUUUUUGCUAUUGCUUCAACUGAAUCAAAGUUGUCUUAGAAUUUCAUUAUUAGAUGUUGUUAUUAUAUAAAAAAAAAAUUCCUAACAUGAAGCUUAAUGUUUGUUCAAUGUGUUCUUUGUUUUCUCCCCUAGCUGAACAAAGAGUCUGUCUUUGAAUUUUAUAAAUGUGCAAUACUUUCUAUAUGUCUGCUGUAUAAUUGGAUAAAUACUGAGGAUUCAUUAAUAUUCAUGAGAUACCAGUUGUCAUGGAUUGCAUUGGUAUAGGUGGACCACAAAUUUAGAUAUUCAAUAAAGUACAAAUCUUCUAUAGGCAUCAGACUUGGACAAAACCAUGAAAUCAAAUACAAUGUAUCCACGAAAAUAUAAUGUUUCCUCAAUCCACGAAAAUUGGCACCCACAGAAAUAAAUGAAUCUGCAGUAGUAUAUGUAUAUAUGUUAUAACAGUGGCUUUGAAAAGUGAAAACAAGUAAAGUAAAUGAAAUCAAGAGUAAAAUGUAGUUAAAAACUUUUUAUUUCUGUCUUUUUUUUAAUUUUUGUUGAAUAAUUCUAUGUCAUUGGUUUUUUUUUGUUUUUUUGUUUGUUUUUUUUAAGAUUUUGAUGAUUACACAAAAUCUUUUAUCCUUAUCUUCUGAAGAAAAAAAAUGGACUUGUGUAUAUAGAAAAUUUUCUAAAAACAGAAAAAAUAAAACACUAGUUUGCCUGUUAGAAAUGUUCUACAAAAUGUGAUCAUAAUUUUGUCUAGAUCAUUUAAUGUCAAUUAAGAAUUUAAUUAUCUUAAAUAUUUGGACUUGAACACCACUGUUGGAUUGUUGUCUCUUUACAAAACUUUUCAUAUCAUUGCAUUUUGUUUUUGAGUAUGUAAUUUCCUAAUACUGGUAGUCUUAUUUUUGGUUACUUUAGAAAAUAAUUAUGUUUACAGAACAAAUGAAAACUGUUUAAAAGAAGUAUUGUAUCCUUUAUAAAUUCCUGAGAAUUGGAUAAUUAGAAAUAUCAUAAAAGCCAAAUACUGUAGUGUAUCAGGAAUGUAAACUGUUUUAUUAUAUAAUUUGAGACUAUUAAAGUGUACACUUACUUU
Molecule: messenger RNA, 2827 nt
Organism: Mytilus californianus (California mussel)
Lineage: Eukaryota; Metazoa; Mollusca; Bivalvia; Mytilida; Mytilidae
Product: protein TFG-like
Exons: 8
Coding region: 95-1375 (426 amino acids)
Biological process (GO): COPII vesicle coat assembly; endoplasmic reticulum to Golgi vesicle-mediated transport
Cellular component (GO): endoplasmic reticulum exit site
Molecular function (GO): identical protein binding
Source: RefSeq, a predicted model, not a curated record